Rotaria sp. Silwood1 is the source of this 351-nucleotide messenger RNA. The record is from the annotation of a GenBank genome assembly. Lineage: Eukaryota; Metazoa; Rotifera; Eurotatoria; Philodinida; Philodinidae.
AUGCCGUUAAAACAAAAAUACUAUGUCCAUUCAGCUCAUAUCUACAAUCGUACAUCUCAUCCGAUCAAUCUGAAAAUUUUCUACUGCGGUGAAAAUCAACAUCAUGAACAUGAAAUUAUACGUAUGAAUCAAUUGGAGCCAAACGGUGGUCAUUACUUUGCUGAAACACGUGCCUAUCUCGAUGCACAUCUCAUCAUUGAUAAGAAUAUCUAUAAAAUUCAGGCUGAGACUAUAGAUGGAAAAACUCUGGAAUUGAAAUGGCCAUAUCAAGGUUUAGUAGAAAUACAUGAGAAGGAAUGGCAAUUUGAUAUUGAAGAAGAUGGCAUUAAAUCGAUAAAUCCAAGGAUUUAG